This is a messenger RNA of Bombus pascuorum, 644 nucleotides long. RefSeq names its product COMM domain-containing protein 7-like. The transcript has 2 exons. Lineage: Eukaryota; Metazoa; Arthropoda; Insecta; Hymenoptera; Apidae. The record is from RefSeq and is a predicted model, not a curated record. Bases 308 to 532 code for a protein of 74 amino acids.
AAGAUUAAAAUUAUUCGUUCACUGUAUGAUAUAAUCUCUACAUGAUUUUAAAAUAUGUUAUUUCACAAUCACAUUUCAAUAUAAAAGUUAAUUCUGCUAUUGGCAGAAUAAUUAAACAAUAUUUUCCUUUUAUCUCAUCAUGUACAUUCGUUAAUUCCCGCCUUCAUAAUUUAUACUUGUUGCAUUCGUUUAAGUACACAGACUGCUAUAACAUUUAUUAAUAUAAUAUCUGAUAUUCAGUAACAAGUAGAGUAUAAAUAAAGGCAUUGUUAACAAAUAAAUAAAAGGAUUCUAUUUUGAAUACAAAAUGGUUAAAAAUAUCACAAAAAUCCUUGACAUUUCGUGGAGAUUUGGUGUAACUGCAGCGAGUAAUGAAUCUGACAACAUGGGGAAAUCAUUCUUGCAUUUAAAAUUAAAAUUAGAAGAAAAUGGCAAAACUAGGAAUGUUUUUGUAGAAAUGACAAUCAGUGAAUUUUAUAAAUUUAUACAUGAUCUAGAAAAAGCAAAAUGUAAUCUUGAUUUAUUACUUUGAAUAUCAUUUAAAAUAUUUGAUUAUAAGUUAAUCUUCUAACAGGAUUAUAUCUUACAAAAAUACUUUAAUUGUAUAAAUGCAAUAUUACAUUCAAUAAAAUAAUACAACUAGA